Molecule: messenger RNA, 297 nt
Organism: Fusarium venenatum
Lineage: Eukaryota; Fungi; Ascomycota; Sordariomycetes; Hypocreales; Nectriaceae
Source: RefSeq, a predicted model, not a curated record
AUGGCCAUCACCAGCGCUAUCAACAACUUCUUCGCCUCCAUCUACGAGCUUCUCGCUUCGGUAUUCAACACCAUCUACGCCGUCAUUCAUUCUAUUCUUUCGGCGGUUCUGGGCUUUGUUCAGGGUGUUUUCAAUCUCAUUAGUGAUGUUGUCUCUGGUCUUGUAGACGUCACCGGUGGUGUUGGCAAGUUUGUAGCCAGCAAUGCUGCUAUUUUGGCCGUCGGUGCUCUGGGUGCUUUUGCGUACGUGAGGUACACUGCGCAGGGAAAGCAGAUUGCGAACAAGAAGACCCAGUAA